GCGUGGCGGCGGCUUCGAAAGAGGCCUAGGACGCAAGCCCCCUUCUUCCCGGCGUCCGUCCGUCGGACGCUGCCCUCUCCCCCUCCUUGCCCCAGGGACACAGUCGCCCACACUCUGGCCCUCUCACCCAGGUCAGGUCCAAGGUCCCAGUGACUUCUCGAGUCGGGGCCUGCCGGACCAACCCACCGGCUGAAGCCCACCCGCCGUCGCCAUGGCGUGCAGUUUGCAGAAGCUAUUUGCUGUAGAAGAGGAGUUUGAAGAUGAGGACUUCUUGUCUGCUGUGGAGGAUACAGAGAACCAGUUUGCUGGCUCCCGGCCUGUGAAUGCUGGGUGCCUGAGAUCUAUCUCUUCCAUGCAACAGGAGAGUAUACAGGCACAAUUUUCUGGGCAGCUACCCUCAUGCCCCACUGCUCCUUCAGAGACUUUGGGCCUGCCAGCCCUGAGACCCCACCUUCCUACCUCCAGCAUGCCCACAGGAACAGCCCCUCUAAGGUCUAUCUCGACUCCCAGCAGCUGGACCGGCAAUCAGAGGAGAGUGGCACUGACAGAUGUUCUCAAAGAGCCAGCUAGACCCCAGUCCUCAGCCCCCCAGCCCUUACUCACCUUUGAGAGCCAACAACAGGUGAUUGAUGACUUUGAGGGCACUGAACAAGAUGAAUUUGAUCAGGUGCUGGCAAGCAUGGAGCUGGAGGGUCCUGGCAUGGAGCUGGAACUUGGGCUUAGCAGUGAGGCCCCAGGAAUCCUGCCCACCUGGCCACAGGAGGACUCAGUGUUAGCUAAAAAGGCCCGGGUAGUUGAUCUGAGCAGAUCUUGCCAAGAGGGACCCCUGCCUGCCACCCACAUCAUCUCAGCCCAGGAAGAGCCUCCAGGUCCUCUUGUCCACUGUAGGACUUCACAGCCCCACUUGAGACCUCGUGCAGUGGCUAACUUCCCUAUCUCAAAUGCCUCAGCGGUUCCCACUGAGCAACCCCACUGGGAAGCCUGUCCUAAAGGUCCCCCUCUUCAAGCACCCCAGCCUCUCCAAGCUGCUGAUAGCCCCAUUCAGAGGAGCCCUCAAAAUCGUUUUCCCCAUCAGCCUUUCCAGUCUCCAAGUGCCCAUUUAAGUGGCAAACCUCACUUUCCUGGACCACGAACCCCCAACUCAAGCUAUUCUCCCUCAAGGACUAUCUCUGGACUCAUUCCUCAGAGGCUCUUACCACCACGAGCUCCAGUGUCUUCUUUUAAGUCUCCUAUCAGCACCCCAAAAGGCCCCCAUUCCUCCCUGGUUGCCCAAGCAGCUCUGCAGACACCCGUAGUCACUAACCACUUGGUGCAGCUGGUCACAGCUGCCAACCGGACACCCCAGCAGCCCACACGCUCCUCAGCCCGCGCCAAAACCCGCCGCUUCCCUGGCCCCGCUGGGAUCCUGCCUCACCAGCACAGUGGGAAAAAUCUGGAGGAGAUCAUGGUUUCUACCCCCCAGACUCCAACUCAUGGUGCUCUGGCUAAAUUCAGGACGGAGAUUGUUACUAGUUCUCAGGCGUCGGUGGAGGAGGAUUUUGGCCGAGGACCCUGGCUGACUAUGAAAUCUUCUCUGGGCCUGGAUGAGAGAGACCCCAACUGCUUCCUCUGUACCUACAGCAUAGUCAUGGUGCUGCGGAAGGCAGCCCUGAAGCAGCUUCCCAGGAACAAGGUCCCCACCAUGGCAGUGAUGAUCAAGUCCCUGACUCGGAGCACAAUGGACGCCAGUGUGGUUUUCAAGGACCCCACAGGAGAGAUGCAGGGCACGGUGCACAGGUUGUUGCUUGAGACACGCCAGAAUGACCUGAAGCCUGGCUCAGUGCUGCUGCUAAAGCAGAUCGGAGUGUUUUCUCCUUCACUCCGAAAUCAUUACCUCAACGUGACGCCCAACAACCUGGUCCAUGUUUACAGCCCAGAUUCUGGGGAUGGGAACUACCUUAAGCCAUCGCAGCCCUUCCUUAAGGAUCCAGGAAGUUUCCUUGACAGCCUCCAGCAUGAUGAGACUGGGAAAGGCCUCAGAACAGCACAGAACCCAGAGGUGGGGGCAUCUCCUGUGGAAGAGCUCCCAGAAGCAGAUGACCUGGAUGGACUCCUGAGUGAGCUCCCUGAGGACUUCUUCUGUGGGACCAGCACUCUGGACUGCCCCAAGGCAGGGCACCCGCCGUGAACAGCCUCCUUUCACCCCGCGCAAGGCUCUGGUCAUGUUGGGUCAUGUCCAAGGGAGAAAGCAAGACUAGCAUGACUGGAAAAUAGGCAGCUCAGGACUGUUCCCACCCUGGAUGCUUUCCCGAAAACGCCUGCGCCCCUCAGGUUGUGCACUGUUGUCACUUUGGAUUGUCCUUUGUCAUACCAGAACUUGACCCAAGACUGCUUUCCAGCCUUCCUGUCUUGCAGCCCUCUGGUGCAUCAUCUGCCAACAGGGAAGGUGUGUCACCUUCAGUGUCACUCUCCUGCCUCAGCUUGCCUUUAGAGGUCACUGGGCCUGGUCCUUUUACUGCCUAGUCCCCAGACAACUGAGGAGCCACCCACAGCAGUGGACACCUGUCCUCUGCACAGGGAAUGAACAUGCUUCGACUUCACUCAGCUUUGUCUUUGGAAGCCAGAGUCCCUUGGUGUGGGGGCAGGAGUGUGACUGGACGCCUUGUUCUGAAAUAAAGCAGCACCUACUUCACCUGUCUCCCUCCCC
Talpa occidentalis (Iberian mole) is the source of this 2686-nucleotide messenger RNA. RefSeq names its product homologous recombination factor with OB-fold (gene HROB). The coding region runs from base 212 to 2167 and encodes 651 amino acids. The record is from RefSeq and is a predicted model, not a curated record. Gene Ontology annotation, biological process: recombinational repair. Lineage: Eukaryota; Metazoa; Chordata; Mammalia; Eulipotyphla; Talpidae. The transcript is spliced from 10 exons.